Messenger RNA from Lycium ferocissimum, 898 nucleotides. RefSeq names its product protein C2-DOMAIN ABA-RELATED 7-like. The transcript is spliced from 3 exons. The record is from RefSeq and is a predicted model, not a curated record. Bases 172 to 675 code for a protein of 167 amino acids. NCBI's taxonomy places the organism in Eukaryota, Viridiplantae, Streptophyta, Magnoliopsida, Solanales, Solanaceae.
AAAUAUUUUAGGAGGUUCACCUUAAUUGUCUAAGUCUUGAGGAGCUCAUUUACGUACUCUUCUUCCUUUUACUAGGUACACUAUUUAAUCUUUUAAUUUCUAUCCAAUAACUGACCUCAUCAUAAGCCAGAGAAAAAAGAAUUAGAAGGGACCAAAAAAAAAAAAAAAGAGAUGAAUACAUUGGGUGUUUUGAAAAUAAGAGUUCGCAGAGGGAUUAAUCUUGCUGUUAGGGAUUCUUUUUGUAGUGAUCCUUAUGUUGUCAUCACCAUGGGUGGCCAGAAAGUGAAGACUCGAGUUAUUAAAGAGAACGUCAAUCCAGUGUGGAAUCAGGAAUUGAGCCUUGCACUCUACGAUCCCACCCUUCCUAUUACUUUAACAGUGUAUGACAAAGAUACAUUCACUGCAGAUGACAAAAUGGGAGAUGCAAAAAUAGACAUAAAACCAUAUCUUGAUGCUAUAAAUAUGGGAUUGGAAGGUCUACCAGAUGGUGUGAAGGUGGACAGGGUUCAACCAAACAGGGAAAAUUGUCUGUCUGAUGAAAGUUGCAUAUUAUGGGAAAAUGGCAAAAUGACUCAAACCAUGCUUCUUAGAUUGCAACAUGUAGAAUGUGGUGAAGUAGAGAUUCAAAUCGAAUUGAUUAAUGCUUCAAAUCGUAGAGGUGGUCUCUAUAUCUAAGACAUUCAUGUUUUUGUCUAGGUUUAAUUCGUAAAUAAUCAUUUUUGGAUAUAUUACUUAUUGUUGUACAUGUAUGGAGAUCUAUUUAGAUCUUAAUUAAAAAAAUUUAAUUGGACUAAUAUUUAACAUAAUGUGAAGUGAUAGUUGCACUUUGCAAGAUCUUUGGAGAAGAAAUCUCGAUAUUGUAGAUUUGAUUGUUUAGUAAUUUUGUGUAAGUAUCAAA